This is a messenger RNA of Haliotis rufescens (red abalone), 1331 nucleotides long. RefSeq lists its product as uncharacterized. The record is from RefSeq and is a predicted model, not a curated record. The transcript is spliced from 4 exons. Lineage: Eukaryota; Metazoa; Mollusca; Gastropoda; Lepetellida; Haliotidae. The coding region runs from base 332 to 1174 and encodes 280 amino acids.
CGACAGGAGGUCACGCUUGUUUUUAUGACAUCACGAAUGACUCAGUAUUCAGGAAAAAAACACGCACACUAUCAGUUUUGAUAACAAUGAGCUACGUGGGUGAGGAUGGGAUAUAUAGCACCCCCAGUUCCCCUGGCAGAUACAGGAACAGAAUCACACCAGAAUCCGAGGUAGCCUCUUGUCAGUUAUUUGCUUGGAGACUCAACAUAAUCAUCAGACGUCAUAUAAAGUUUUAAUCAAGUAGACGACAAAUCAAGUCAACAGUUUGCCACAGUCAACGUGAUCAGCAGACGACAUUUUGAAACAGACAACAGGGCACUGAACUCUAAACAUGGCUUGGUUGGAAAUUCGUGCUGCAGCUCAGCUCAUGCUGUGGGCGUCCCUCCUGCUCCUCCCCUCCAUGGUGGGGGGACACGGGCGUCUGCUGGAACCCCCCUCUCGAGCAAGUAUGUGGAGACUUGGUUUCAAUACCCCACCAAACUACAACGACAACCAGCUCUAUUGCGGCGGUUACCAGAGACAGUGGGAACAGAACAAGGGGAAGUGCGGUGUGUGCGGAGAUCCCUGGGACGGGGUGCGCGAGAACGAGGCUGGGGGGAAGUACGCAAAAGGCAUCAUCGUCCGGAAGUACAACCAAGGGGAGAUAAUCAAGAUUGACAUUGACCUGACCGCCAACCAUAGAGGUUAUUUCGAGUUCCGUCUUUGCCCCCACAACAACCCCUCCACCCCCGUCACCCAGCAGUGUCUCGACACACAUGUUCUGAAACAUCCUGACGGUAGCACGCGCUUCUACGUCACCACGUCACGUGAGGGCAAAUACAACAUGGAGGUUAUACUUCCGGCGGAAGUGACGUGUUCUCAGUGUGUCCUGCAGUGGAAAUACAACGCUGGCAACUCUUGGGGAUGUGAAGCAAGUGGUCACUGCUGUGUUGGGUGUGGACCUCAGGAACAGUUCUACGGCUGCGCAGACGUCGCGAUACUCUCGUCUAACAGUCAGGUGCAAACUGUCUAUGUGGCGCCAUCUGGCGGGGCUACAUCCGGGUGCUCAGCUAUCGGACUCUGGGCAGGAAAUAGCCGGAUGGUCACGUGGUGCAAGACGAACUGUGCCCAGGGUAACUGUCCCACCCAGAUGUGUUCCGAGGGUUGUCGUUCCCUUGGCAACCAGCAUAAAUAACUUUAAUGCUCCGAAAUUUGGGUAUUGUAUGACAUGUUGGACAAUGAUGUAACGUGGUCUUGUGAAAGAAGUGCUCAAUGUAUAUACCAAGUAUUUUUAUUUUGAUAUGAUAUUUAUUUUGAUGAUGUUUAUUUUGUAAUAAAAAGUUGAAAAUAUU